This is a messenger RNA of Cyprinus carpio (common carp), 3912 nucleotides long. Its product is annotated as leucine-rich repeat neuronal protein 1-like. Gene Ontology annotation, molecular function: protein binding. The record is from RefSeq and is a predicted model, not a curated record. Lineage: Eukaryota; Metazoa; Chordata; Actinopteri; Cypriniformes; Cyprinidae. Gene Ontology annotation, cellular component: extracellular matrix.
CUUCCUACUGGGCUCAGCACUCUAGAGAUCCUCAGUAUGGAGAGAACUGCCAUUUCCAUUUCACUGCUCACAGUCUGUUUCGUUUUGGCUGUGUGUCGCUGUUCCCUUGCAGUUCCCUUCUGCCCUGCCCAGUGUGUCUGCGAGACCCGCCCAUGGUACACGCCUCAGUCGGUCUACCAUCAAGCCAAGACUGUUGACUGCAACGAGCUCCAUUUGAGCAAAAUCCCAUGGAAUAUUUCAGUUGAUACUCAGGUGCUGCUUCUUCAGAGCAACAAUAUCUCCAGGGUAACCUCAGUACUCCAGAGCUUGGUAAACCUCACAGAACUGGAUCUCUCCCAGAACCACUUCACACAAAUCCAAGACGUUGGUUUGAGUAACCUUACCCAACUGGUCACACUUUACCUUGAGGAAAACCAAAUUAAAGAGCUACCUGAUAUGUGUUUAAAGGAUCUAGUCAACUUAGAGGAGCUUUAUAUUAAUCAUAAUCAGAUAUCUUCUAUUGGUCCAAAUGCAUUUUCAGGCUUGGGGAACCUGUUGAGGCUUCACCUUAACUCUAAUAAGCUUAUGGCAAUAGACAGCCAUUGGUUUGACUCUCUACCCAACCUUGAGAUCCUAAUGAUAGGGGAAAAUCCCAUUAUUGGACUGCAAGAUAUGAACUUCCACCCCCUCUCUAAAUUGCAUAGUUUGGUUCUCGCGGGAAUGGGGCUCAGGGAAAUACCAGAGGGUGCUUUCCAGGGAUUAGACUACCUUGAGAGUCUCUCGUUCUUCGAUAACAAGCUCACGGCUGUGCCAAAAGCCCUGGGUGUUCUACCGAGCCUCAAGUUUCUCGACCUUAACAAGAAUCCCAUUAUACGUAUACAGGAAGGUGACUUCCGAGACUUUCCCCACUUAGAGGAACUCAGUCUGAACAACAUGGAGGAACUUGUGGCAGUUGAGAGGGGUGCAUUCUCUAACUUACCACAAAUGGCCAAAUUGGAGCUCUACAACAACCCUCACCUGUUCUUCAUAGACCGAGCCGCUUUCCUGAAAAUGCGUGGCUUGCGCACCUUACUGAUCCACAAUAACAACCUCAUGCUUUUGCCCCAUGAGAUUGUAUCUGCUUUCCCCAGUCUGGAUGAAAUCAGUCUUUAUGGCAACCCACUCAGGUGCGAUUGUCUCGCCAACUGGGGGCCCAUCCUGGGCAACCAAUCAAGCCUCAAAGUUCUGGAGCCCCAAAUAACUCUUUGUGGCUCCCCACCACAUCUUGUUGGCCAGUCCCUUCAGGAAGUGGUGUCUGCAAGUUGGAAUGGGGCAAGCAACACCUGCCUGCCUCUAAUUUCUCAGCAUGCCUUCCCUCCACAGCUCAACGUCACCAUAGGACAGCUUCUAACACUCAACUGCUGGGCCGUGGCAGAUCCAGCACCUCAGUUUUACUGGGUGACACCCACCGGUGACAAAGUCACUUCUGAAGCUGUUUCACCAUCCUCGAAUGAGGGAGGAGGAAUGCCAAAGAAGCAUCGGAUGCAAGACCAAGGUGCUCUAGAGAUCCCACAUGUCGAACCCGAGGAUGCUGGUCUCUACACUUGUGUUGCUUGGAAUGCAGAGGGAGCCGACACCCGGAGCAUCUCUGUGUACAUGGAUAGGAGCAACUGGCAUGGUGGGCGCCCUUUUGGAGGUCAUCAAGUGGUGGUGAACACCACUGGAUCCUUAGUAAUCCUGGCAAAAAUCGUCCAUGCCCAGUCUGUGGUGCUCGAAUGGAAGGUGCACCCAUCUGCUGCAUCUUCCAACCAUGAAGUGUCACAACCCAAGUGGCUCAGCGCCACAGUAAAAAUUGACAACCCACAGAUCAGCUACACAGCGAUGGUCCCUGUAGAUGUCCAAGAGUACAACCUCACUCACCUCUUACCUUCCACAGAAUACCAAGUUUGCCUGACCAUGGCUGGCACCGAGCAGACCCAGCACUCUUGUAUCAACGUGACCACCAAAGACGCCAGCUUUGCCGUGGAGAUGGUUGCCCAGCCGACCAACGUAGCCCUUGCGGCAGUCAUGGGCUCAAUGUUCGCCAUCUGCAUCAUGGCUCUGUUGGUGUUCUACAUGGGAUGGCGCAUGAAGCAGAAAUCUUGUCACCACUCUCUUAAGAAAUACAUGCAGCACACCACUUCCAUUCCUCUGAACGAACUCUACCCACCACUUAUUAACCUCUGGGAGAAUGAGACGGAAAAAGAGAAAGAGGGCACCGCUGACCCUCAGAACUCACAGAUAGACACUUCAAAAACAUACAUGUGGUAGCUGCACAACAGAAAGUAGAUAGAAGAGACAUUUUAAACAGUAUAUGUACACUGUUGUACAUAAAUGACAAGUAUGUAUUAUUGAUUUGUUAUUGUGAAAGAUAUAUGUAUUUUUAGAUUGUACCCUUCAAUGCCAAGCACACUUGUUUGCUAUUUUUUUUUUUUUGUUAGACAUCCAACAGACGUGGGCAGCAAAACACAUUCUAUGGUUUUGCAUUGCAUUGUAUUUUAACAUUAAGCAUGCCAAUGUGUUAAUAAUUCAUAUAAUUUAUUCAUUCUAUAUCCGCACUAAGCAAGCUAAUACAAUAACACCGAUCAACACUUUUUCUGUUGCCUCCCACAUAUCAAAUGAAGUCACAUGACAUCAGAUUCUGGAGUUUUUGCAUGGAAUUUUUGCAUGAUAUUUUGGUGCUAACAGGGAGUUUUUUCCUAGUUUUCUCACUUCUAAAAAAUACACAGGCGUGAGAUGGUGACACACUCGUUGCUCUCAUUUAUCUUCAGCUCGUCACAUUUUAUCACCUGCAUUGUAAUGAAAAUAAAACCUAAACCAAACCUGCCAGGUGCUGGCUGUUUCUGCAAACUAAUUAGCUGUAAUAUGCAAUUAAUAUCUGGAACACAACUGCGCAGCUGUGCUUAUUUAUUCUUGCAUUGUUAAAUAACUAUUUACGGUGGAGGGUGUGAAAAUGGCUGUGUUUAUUAGCACUGUUUGAAAAUGUAUUUCAUAUUUGAUUGAAAAAAAGUCAUUAGACUAUAACGAUCAUGUGGUUCAAAUGCCUGACAUUUACUUGCACACAUUCACCAAUUGCUAACAAUGAUGGGGCCAUUCUAUGCUUUGUACCUCAUCAUGUGCUUGGCGUUUUGAUUACCGAGAGAUUGCUUCAGUUCUCAGUUAAACAUGUUGCCAAACUCAAUAUUCACACAAUUCAGUCUUAGUGUGGUAAAUUAGGUAACAAGUGUGUGUGGAGAAUGAGAUCUGAAUUGAAUGAGAAUUAAAAAAGAAUCAAUGUUUUCUCCUCACAUAGAUGAAUUAACCUUUAAAAUACACAUGCCACCCUGAAAACAAUAUUUGAUUUAUUUUUUAAGGUUCUGACAUGUUUAAACCUGUUUAGAUUUGUGCAUAAUCCUGCAUCAUAUUGAUUAAUACAGAAGUUAUGCAAGACACAUGCUCAUGUAUUGUUGUUCUGUUGUGUAUCAGCAAAUGACAUCUCUCCAGAUACUGAAGAAAUAUAAUCAAAUUAAAUUUGGAUCAAAAAUUAUUCUUUAAGGGUUUACCUUUACAGGUGCACUCAUUAAUUUUCCCUCUUUAAAAACACUGCAACCCUAAAGAAAUGAUUAUUAUUUUUGAAAAACAUUAACAUUAAAUAAAGAUUCCAGUUAUAUUGGUAGCUUAAUAAAAACUAUUUCAUUUUUAAAUGGACAUCACAUGACCAGAUGUAAUCACCAGAUAUAAUACUAAUUACUUUAUUGUGAAAAUGUACCUGUUUUCUUAUACUGUCGCUCACAGGAUUCAUUUAUUGUUGAUGACUGUGACUAGUGCAUUUGUCAAAAUCUGAAAACUUUAGAUUUAGCAUGAUUCUGCAUUCACCUGUCAGGCUGUCAGUGCAACAUAAACAAAUGAAAAAAAAAAAAAAAAAAUAUAUAUAUA